AUGGCUCUAACUAAUUCUAGACCUUUACAAAUUCCAACUAUGGAAAAUGAGAUGCUGCAUAAUAGCACUUCUCCAAUCUUCCAGUUAAGUGCCAUAAAUUUGAAUGCUAACGCAAGAAGUCUUGCUUCUAAUACUAACAUUAUCACUUCGUUUCCAGGUUCGGAGACUGUAGAUCUACUGGAUGUUAAUCCGGCGAUGAACCCAAACGCAAACGGUCACCAAGGAUCUCCUUCAAAAAAAAGGAACAAUAGCAACGGCGACGAUUCAAGUUCUCAUAACGGUAAAUCAUCUGGUAACAACAAGACUAAGAAGGACAGUGUCUCGUCUAAGAAAGAGAAUCCUUUAUUGGAGGUCUCCAAGUUGAUCCCUGUCACAGGUGAGCGUCCAGCUCCCGAGGAUAGAGCACCACCAUUAAAUGACGAUGUACUUUUUGCUGUCUUUGUUAUCUUAUGGGAAAGUGAUGUCGAACAGAAUGGGCUCACUGUGAAACAGUUAUGUGAUAUCCUACUUGCCAAACACCCUGAGAUGUCUGAUUUAUCAACCAAAUUAUCCAACUUGAUCUCAGCCAAAUUAAACGCUUAUGUCAAGAAAAUCGAAAAGGGCGAAAAAACAAUGAAAUAUGCUAUCUCUAGGGAAUGGUCUAACUCUUCCCCAAGAAGAAUGCUUUAUAUCUACAGAGGUAUCUUGGCCCCAGAUUACAAAGAACAUGCUAAGAAGGUUACAAACCAACUAAAACAACAAAUGGCCCAGGAUAAUGAGGCUAAACAAGAAUCUCAAAAUACCGAUCCAUCUUCUUUCUUUGAUGGGAACGCAACAAAUUCUUCUCCAAACGGUCUAACAAUGGAUAAUGUGAUGAAUAAAGGUAACAUCAGCAUGUCUACCAAUACUGGAUUCUCCUUAAGUCCUGGUUUCAACAUUCCAUAUUCUUCGUCUCCUGUGUCUGUAACAUUAAACCAAAAUACACCAAAUAAGUCUACUAUGACGAGUGGUGAUAACAGCAAGAAAAAACAAACGAAACAAAAAUCUAAUGACUUAAUGAACAAACAAACAGAAUCUAAUGACACAAAAAAAAGGAGUAACGAAAAUAUGAAGAACGAAAGUAGUUCUGAUAGUAACAAUGGUGUUGUAAAUAACAAAAAUUUAACAACACCACAGAACAAAAAACAAAAAAUGAACAACAAUCAGAACUCUAAUGAUCCUUCAGGAAAUCCUUCUCGUUCAACAACCAUGACUCCAACUCUACUUGACGGGGCCAAUAACAACAACAGUAAUAACACAACUAUAACUACUGGUAAUACUACCGGCGUUUCUGCAUCUUCAAACAAACAAUCUACUUAUAUUACUGCUGUUGCUGCGGCACCAAGGAUCUCUAAACUACUUCCAAAGUCUGGUAUAAGGUCAACCAUUUCAAAUCAUAUUCCGCAUAACGGUAACAACAGCUUAAUUGCUAUGUUCCACCAAACACCUUGUACUCCGAAGUUGGAUUCUGAAAGUAUACCCGAGGACGGUACAACAGAAGACAAUGCCUGGCUAAAGAUUGUGAGAGAAGGAUUUUUAACUAAAGAUAUCCAAUCUCCAGAGUCAAUCAGCUUGGAGGAGUUGGACAGUAUCAUUUAA
Molecule: messenger RNA, 1617 nt
Organism: Maudiozyma saulgeensis
Lineage: Eukaryota; Fungi; Ascomycota; Saccharomycetes; Saccharomycetales; Saccharomycetaceae
Source: the annotation of a GenBank genome assembly